Emiliania huxleyi CCMP1516 is the source of this 2255-nucleotide messenger RNA. RefSeq lists its product as hypothetical. The record is from RefSeq and is a predicted model, not a curated record. Bases 94 to 1887 code for a protein of 597 amino acids. Lineage: Eukaryota; Haptophyta; Isochrysidales; Noelaerhabdaceae. The transcript is spliced from 2 exons.
CGAACCAAUCGGGGCCUGGUUUGACCAAUUCGGCGGCCGAGCACGCCUGCCAACCUGCGUGGUUCGUAGGGUCAAAAGAGGCCCGUCAAGGUUAUGCUCGACUCUGGCACCACGCCGGCAGGCAAGCGCAAGCGCCAGCCGAUCGAUGUCGAGGUUUGCUGGGGCAGCAUCCUCUCGGGCGGCGCGUCAGUGUGCGAGGUGGUGCCUCUCAAAGACGGAGCGUUCCGCAACAACUUUUGUGCACGGUGCAGGCAGCGAGGCGUGCUUGUCCCCGUGGCGAGAGUGCGAGUGACGGUCGGGACGGCUGAGCUCUCCAACCAACGGACCGCCGGCGUGUGGAACAGCCCGUCCCGCGAUGCGCCCUGGCCGGACUACCGACUCAUCAAUCAGACGGCAGACUGCACCGGCCCGCGUCUGGUGAUCCUGAGGAACGAGUGCUCGGCAGACCUCCCAAACCUCGCACCUCUGCCACCGCUGCCGGCCGUCACCUCCCUCCCGUGGCCCCCGCCCGGCUUCAUCGCCUUUCGCGUCGGACGGACUCUCGUGCCGAUGAUGCCUCUCCCGCGGAGCUUUGCCGUGGAGGCGGAGCGGGUGGCCGCCGCUGCGACAGGCGCCGGGACGCAGGCGUGGCAGCAGUACGGCAGCGGCCCCGGAUCGCCUGCGUCUCCUCCUUUUGAAGACGCGAUCGCCCACCGGCCGUCGACCUUUACUUCGCAAGCGCCCUCCCUGCUGCCGAUAGCGCCCUUCCCCUCGAUAGCGGUUGCGAUAACUACCUCCCUGUUGCCCGCCUCUGCAGCCGCCACAGCGCCCGCCGCAGCGCCCGCCGCAGCGCCCGCCGCAGCGCCCGCCGCAGCGCAGCCGUCCCCGCUCGCUGCGGGUCUGGCGGCGCACGCGGUGGACGACCUGGUCGAGCGCCUGGACGACUUCCUCGACCGAGAGCCUGCCGAGAAGAUCGCAGCCUUACUCGGCCUAGCCCCCCCGGCGGGUGCAUCGGCGCUUGCGCCGCUAGACGCUUCGCCAGUGCCAGCACCGCCCGAAACUCCUGGCGAAGGCGAGUGGGACCGCAUGUUCGCGGGCAUCUUUUCCCCCAGCGAGAUCGAGUCCAUAAGGCGCGACUGCUCAGGCGAUACCUCCGCGCCGCCCUCGCCACCGGCGCCCGACCCAGCGCUCCUCUCGCGGCCCAAACUCAACGGGGGAGCGGGCGCUGCGGUGGCUCGCGCACUGGCGGUCGGAAAGGCGGAGGUGCAGACCGGCUUGCUGCUCAAGCUCGCCUCCCUGCUGAUACUGCUGGCGAAGCAGGCCACCGCCGCCAUCCUCGCCGGCCACAAGUUCCACAUCGCCGUUGCUGCUCUUGCCGCAGCCUCGCCUCUGGUUGCAGGCUGGUCAUAUUUGGGAUACCCAGGAAGCAUCAUGACGCACCUUGUCGGCGGCCUGCUGAUAGUCGGCCACGUUGCCUGCGGCCCGCGUUUGACUGCUCGCUUGGGCACGACUCUUCUUGUGGUGGGGUACGCACUCUUCGUCGCAGCACGACUCGUCGGCUGGUCAACACUCGAUACGGCGCAGCAGAUCGAGCGGUUUGAUAGGCUCCAACGCGAGCCACUCGCCGGCAUUGCCUUCUUCGCAAGCUUCGGCGCGUGGCUCGGCUCCCAGCCAUCCGAGUACUCCUCGCCAAAGCAUAAGUUGCGCGUCGCCGCCAUCAUCACCGCCCUGAUGGUCGUCAACAGGACCAUCAUUUGGGUGCGCACCGGUCAGCUGCGGUCGCUGUCUCAAGGUGUGCUAUACGCCUGGGGGCCGUUCAACUUUGGAGUGCUGGCAACCAUGUACGUACUGUACCUCCGGCAGGAUGGUGCGAGUGCACGUUCAGGACGACGUGCAGCACGCGUGUGAUAGGGAGCAAGGGGAGAUGUGGGUUGUGGCGCUACGAGGAUGCGAGGACAUGCGAGAAUGCCGGCCACUAGCCGUAGCAGCUUGUCUGUCUGGGUGGAGAGGGCUGUAGGCGCGCGACGUUGGGGACGACUGUACACUACCUUCGAUGCGAGUCCACACCAUAGGCGCGCCCAUUGCCAACGCCGCAUGUAGGGUCAUGAUAGACGCUUUGCCUCUCCACUAGUCGUAGCAGCCUGUCUGAAGUCGCGGCGCCGGUGCCCUCGCAUGUGCUCUGCUGUACUAGCCAUGUUCGUUGCGCCCGCGGACAGUAGAAGCGCGCGCAGCUAUAUACAUUUUUACCGUAGUAACCGGCACAAACAAAAUAUCGC